AAUCUAGUACGUCAUAAUAUAUUAAGUAAAAAGAGAAAUUCAAUUUAUCAAGUUUUCUAAAAAAAGACCAAUCUUUUUUGUUUUUACCUUAUGAUAUAAAAAGAAACUGUUUCAUCAUUCGCAUAUAAAGCUGAAAAUAUUAGAAUCCGAUGAAAAAUGUUAAGAGCGAAAAAAGGUGAUUACUCUGAAUUGAUUGGUGUAGAUAGAGACGCCAUUCCACUUCGUACGGAUAGCCACAGACAACAUAGAAUAAGACAAACGGACACUUUAGAAGCUGAAGUUCUUCCAGGAGAUACGUUGAUUUCAAUCUCUCUUCGUUUCAAUUGCACAGUUCAGGAUAUCAAACGAAUCAACAAAAUUCACAACGAAAACGAAAUAUUUGCCUUUAAAGUUGUCAAAGUUCCCUUAACUGCUCAAAAUAUUCUUCUCGAUACUCUUCCAAAAGUUCAUAAGAGCGGACAAAGCAGUCCAAAAACAUCCGAAACAGUUGUCUCGAAUACUUCAACGUCAAAAGAAAAACUUGAAGAAAAACUUCUUUUGGCAUCAGUUAGUAAUGCAGUUAUAACAAAAUCAAAGGAUUCAGCAGAUCGAUGUGAAGCUGUGAAUGAAGUUGAGGAAAGUACUGAUGAACCACUUUUACAGAAUUCGAGGCAAUUUCGUGGAUAUCCUAGAACAUUUGGUGCACCAAGAAAUGACUAUAUGUCGUUUGAUGGAAGUGAUUGUGAGCUUAAUUGGGUAGUUUUAUUGAUUUUCAUACUAGCUUUAUGCGUAAUUGUACCACUGAUUUAUGUUUAUUUGAUUUAUGAACAUCCAGAAAAUUUUAUUCCAAUUCACUCUCCUUAUGACGAUCCUGAUUCUGGUUUAAAACAUCAUAAUUAUGAACCAAAAAAUCAUACAUGAACACAGGCCAUAGUAAGAAUAUAUCUUGAUCGUUUGAAAAAUAACAAAUAAUGUGAUAACAAACAAUAUUUGAAAAUGAUUGACUCAGUGGGCAUAAAACAGGAAACCAUUUUUUAACAAAUGGUUAUAAAAUCUAACCGACAAUUCUAUUACAAAACUUAAAUUUAAAGCUUUAAGGUCAUACCAGAUUUGGUAGUAGAUUGUUUUUAAAAAAUUAAAUGUACCAGAUUGACUUUACGCGGGAUAUUUUUGUAAGAAGAAGAUAUUGUAUUAAAAUUAUCAAAUUCAGAUCAUUUGUGUUUUAUUUAAUAGAAUAAAUUUUGAUAAGGUCUCAGACGUUGACAAGUACAGACGUGUAAACUGACAACAAAACUAAAUACGAAUAUUUUAAUUCAAGAAAACAAGCUAAAGAGUCUUAAAAACCUAAAACAAGAAAAGUAAAAUGUCUCAAAACACUUUAAUUAAUAAUAUCGAAAAGGAAAAUGUUUCUGAAAAAAUGGAAAAAUUUUCGUUGAAGAGUCCACGAAAAGUAUUGACUGAGAACGACGCAAACGUUCUGCCUGUUAAACAACCAAAACUCAAAGGAAUGGAUGAUGUUUCUCAUCCAGGACAAAAUAUUGAAAAGAACGAUGUUGAUAAUGAAGUUGGAUCCAUCGCAAACCGAGUACCAUCCUACACAUUCGAUCCAUCAAAGGAACCUCUUUUACGAGACAAUCCAAGACGCUUCGUCAUUUUUCCAAUUGAAUACGACGACAUUUGGAAAAUGUAUAAAAAGGCGGAAGCGUCAUUUUGGACGGUUGAAGAAGUUGAUCUGUCAAAGGAUCUUGAUCAUUGGAAUGGCCUUAAAGAUACCGAACGUCACUUUAUCUCACAUGUAUUGGCAUUCUUUGCAGCAUCUGACGGCAUCGUGAAUGAAAAUUUAGUUGAAAGAUUUAGCCAGGAAGUUCAGGUUACUGAAGCACGCUGCUUUUAUGGUUUUCAAAUAGCUAUGGAGAAUGUACAUUCUGAAAUGUAUUCCUUGCUUAUUGAAACUUACAUUCGAAACUCCAAAGAGCGUGAAUUUUUAUUCAACGCUGUCGAAACAUUGCCAUGUGUGAAGAAGAAGGCUGACUGGGCAAUUAACUGGAUCAGCAGUAAGAAUGCCAACUUUGGGGAAAGAAUUAUUGCAUUUGCAGCAGUUGAAGGAAUUUUCUUCAGUGGAAGUUUUGCUGCCAUAUUUUGGAUUAAGAAACGUGGAUUGAUGCCGGGAUUGACAUUUUCCAAUGAAUUGAUUUCACGUGACGAAGGCUUGCAUUGUGAUUUUGCUUGUUUGAUGUUCCGUCAUCUUGUCCAGAAACCACCAAAAGAACGAAUUGUCGAAAUCAUUUCAGAAGCUGUUAAAAUUGAACAAGAAUUCCUCACCGAUGCCUUGCCUGUUAACAUGUUGGGCAUGAAUUGCGAACUGAUGUCUCAAUACAUUGAGUUUGUUGCUGAUCGUCUUCUCGGUGAAUUGGGAGUCGAAAAAAUCUACAACACAAAGAAUCCUUUCAGCUUCAUGGAGCUCAUCUCGCUUGAGGGUAAAACAAACUUCUUCGAAAAGAAAGUUGGAGAGUAUCAAAAAGCUGGAGUGAUGGCAAAUCGUCUUGACAAUGUUUUCACACUUGAUGCUGAUUUUUAAAUUUCGUAAUUUCUUAUCUUGACUUUUUUUAUAAAUUUUAAAAAAAUUUCAUUUCUGACUUUUUUUGUCCAUUUUUGAUACUUAAACAAACACCAGUAGCAGCAAUUGUCAUCAAAAUCAAGACUUCAUAUCAUAAAUUUAUCUACUUAGAAUUGUAUGUAAUAAAAGUAAUAAAUAAUUAUUUUUACAUCUAGAUAUACUUAGAUAAGGCAAAA
This is a messenger RNA of Clunio marinus, 2772 nucleotides long. The record is from the annotation of a GenBank genome assembly. Lineage: Eukaryota; Metazoa; Arthropoda; Insecta; Diptera; Chironomidae.